Messenger RNA from Lathyrus sativus (Indian pea), 804 nucleotides. NCBI's taxonomy places the organism in Eukaryota, Viridiplantae, Streptophyta, Magnoliopsida, Fabales, Fabaceae. The record is from the annotation of a GenBank genome assembly.
AUGGAAAGGGAGUCACAAAAAACCAAUCAUUCGAUUGUGAGGCGCGCAGGUGAAUACGACUAUGAGGUGAGACAUACUUCACUCAAUGGAGAAAAAUAUGUUGUCAACUUUUAUAAGAAAGAAUGCUCAUGUAGACUAUGGAUGCUGACUGGACUUCCUUGCUGUCAUGCAAUGUCUUGCAUGAAAGAUCAACAUUUGGAGAUUGAUGACUUUGUACCUGACUUUUACAAGAAGGAACAAUAUGCUACUUUCUAUGCACAUGUGAUAUAUCCACUUAAUGGGGAAGCCUUGUGGGCAAAGACUAGUGAUGUUGAUCUUCAACCACCACCAAUAAAGAGGCAGCCUGGAAGGCCAAAGAAAAAAAGGAAUAGUGAAGUUGGAGAGAUGGUGAGGGAUGAGACACACAUGAAGAGGGCAAGACAUGGUAUACAGUGUAGUCGUUGCCACAAAGAUGGUCACAACAAGGCCACUAAUAAACUACCACAACCACAAGCUAGUUUGAGUCUGGUGCAAGAUGCAACAAGUCAGCAACCAUCACAAGCUGAUACAAGUCAAUCACCACCUGUUGCAACAAGUCAACCACCAUCACAAGCUGUUACAAGUCAACCACCACCAUCUGUUGCAACAACUCAGCCACCACCACAAUUUGUUACAAGUCAACCACCACCAUCUGUUGUUACAAGUCAGCCACCACCACAAUCUAUUACAAGUCAACCACCACCACCUAUUGUUACAAGUCAGCCACCAUCUAAAACUAAGAAAAAACUUCAUAAGGACGACAAGCCUGUUUCAAGCCAACCAUGA